Messenger RNA from Schistosoma turkestanicum, 1056 nucleotides. The record is from the annotation of a GenBank genome assembly. NCBI's taxonomy places the organism in Eukaryota, Metazoa, Platyhelminthes, Trematoda, Strigeidida, Schistosomatidae.
GAUAUUUAAACCAUGGCUGAUGAAGAAUCGAUAAGAAUUAAAAUAAUUCUGUUAGGUGAUUCAGGUGUAGGAAAGACUAGCUUAAUUCGUCGAUUUGUUGAUGACCGAUUUAUACAGAAUGAAGUGGCGACAAUCGGUUUCGAUUUUAAACCUUAUCAAACAAUUGUAGAUGGCAAAACAAUUCAGUUAAAUAUAUGGGAUACAGCCGGUGCUGAACGUUACAGUGGUUAUUUAACUCCUUCUUUCUAUCGUCAUGCUCAUGGAGCUCUUUAUGUAUACGAUGUUACUUCUGUACAAAGUCUUUCUGGAAUAGAAUAUUGGGCAGAACAAACAGAACAAUUCUGUGGUAGUCGACUAUUAAAAAUGCUUGUUGGAAAUAAAAUUGACUUGAAUGAUCGUAUAGUUUCAAAAAAAGAAGGUUCAAAUUUAGCUCGAAAAUUAGGUUCACUUUUUGUUGAAACCAGUGCAAAAACAAGUGAAAAUGUUCGUCAUGCUUUUGAAGAACUUGUUCGUAAAAUACUUCAAGAUCCGGAAUUCUUGUCAGCCAACUCAUUGUCACAACCACCACAAGGUGUAUCCUUUCAAUCCAGUCAACCGAACACAUCAUCAUAUUCAUCUUGUUCUUGUUAACAUGUAAGCAAAAUUCACGAACAAACAAAAAACAACCCCCCCUGAUCACUACUAUACCACAUACCGACAAUCUGGAAUUGAGUUCACUCACUACGCUACUCAACAGUCAAGAAAACUAAUAAUCCUACUUUGAAAUGCACCGAAAUCAAUCACAAAAUUUUCUUAAUGCCUGUGAUUUUUCUAUUUUUACUUAUUCUCACAUCAAUCCUCUUAUAUAUAUAUACAUAUAUACAUUUUUUGUACUGCGUGUAGAAUUUCAUUUGUGUGUAUGUGUGUGUGUGAAUACGACGACAGCAUUAUGAUAUAAAAUUACUGAGUUAUUUUUCCUUUUUUACAAUGAAAUAGUCGAUCAUCAAUAUAUUUUCUUUUAUUUUUUUGUGACUUUGCCUUUGUUUAUUAACAAUAUAAACAUUCUUCUUCUAAUCA